This is a messenger RNA of Dalotia coriaria, 1078 nucleotides long. RefSeq names its product mitochondrial ribosomal protein L47 (gene mRpL47). Lineage: Eukaryota; Metazoa; Arthropoda; Insecta; Coleoptera; Staphylinidae. Bases 146 to 1024 code for a protein of 292 amino acids. The transcript is spliced from 3 exons. Gene Ontology annotation, molecular function: structural constituent of ribosome. Gene Ontology annotation, biological process: mitochondrial translation. The record is from RefSeq and is a predicted model, not a curated record. Gene Ontology annotation, cellular component: mitochondrial ribosome; mitochondrial large ribosomal subunit.
GACUCAUAAAAUAUUCGCAAUUUACUUAAUGUAGUUCAGCAAACAAAAUUAUGCCCUAAAAUUUAUUUAGUUUUGUUUAAAAAAUUAUUGUUAUUUUAUAAUGUCGUUAAGUAAUUUCAUAAAUGUAGACAAUUGUUAAAUAUAUAUGAUCACUGCACAUGAAAAGAAGAGUUUUAGGUUAAUAAGAAUAAAAUUAUCCAAACAGCCGAAACAAUUAACUAAAAUGAAUGUCCUUAAAAAAGUGCCGUUGCGAACACUAAGUACUUUCCUAGAGAAUCACACUCGCAAUAUUAAACCAGUUAUCUUUAUCAAUAUAAGAAACGUACACAAAUCGACACCACCUCCACCCCCUGAAGAACCUAAAAAAUCUAAAUUUAUGGAAUUCUUUGAUGAUGAGAAAAACUGGGGUGCAACUGAAGUAAAGUCUGGUCGAAGCUGGAAACUAGAAGAACUUAGACUAAAAUCAAAUAUUGACUUGCAUAAGUUAUGGUACAUUUUACUCAAAGAGCACAACAUGUUGUUGACCAUGGAGGAGGAAUCCAAACAGCAAACCAGACUAUUUCCAAGCCCAGAGAGGCUUGAUAAGGUUAAAGAUUCCAUGGAUAAUCUUGAAGCAGUAGUCAAGGAGAGAAAUGUAGCCUAUCACAUGCUAGAAACUGGAAAGCCUGGUAUCAGGGAGACUAAGCCAAUGAAGAAUCCAUUUGGAUUAGAAGUACAACACACUGAACAAGAAUAUCUGAUACCAAAAGAACAGAAUGAGGAAUGGCUAAAGGAACAUAGCUUCAAUCCAGAUGAUCCUGAUGUGAAAAAGUUUUUGGCUUUGUAUAGAGAACAAGAAGCUAAAAAACGACGACAGGCUAAGACGAGAGAUUUUAAUCAUGUGAUUGGAUUGUUAAAAAGAUAUCCGAAAGUGGAUUUGGAAGCUGUCAAGGAGCAAUAUCCUGAUGUGGAUAUUGAAAAAGCUAAGAGAAAUAGCAAGGCGCGAGGCCAUUAUGUGCCAUCAAAGUAUAACAUCAAUCAAUAAUAUAUUAAUCAUUAUAAUUACUAAUUCGUUCUUUGAAUACAUGCAUAAACUUUA